AUGGUCCAACUCGCCCACAUCUUCAAAAAAGACAAGGACAAGCAUCGGGAGAAAGAGAAACCAGUGCAUCCAGACACUUUACCUCCUUAUUCUCCCACCACUUCUUCCUCAACCGUCACCACUCCAACACGACCUCUUUCCACGGACGCCCGGACCGAGUCUCCCCUCUCCCCGCGACCAUCCUUCUCCAAACCAUCCACCAAAGCCAAGUCGCCCUCCAAAUCCCCGUCCAAGUCGCCCAGCAAGAGUCGCUUUUCGCACAGUCGCUCCUCCUCCUCGGCGUCUCUCCCCACCGGCUCCGCCUUUAAGUUUUCCCGGUCCUCGCGAGACCAGGAUCUUCAUCCACUCAAUCUCCCCCCGGACGAGCUACGUCGUCGACUCUCCGCCAUGGCCGCUUCUCAAGAUCACCAGCGCAGCUCCAUGGACAUUGAUCCUCCGCAAGAGUCACAACCACAGCAGAAUGGAACCAACGGCACCGAGGAUCGGAGCCCGACGCCUCCGCCGCACACCUCCUCCGGCUCCACUGACGAGGCCGAUUCAUACAAGUUGGCGGGUAACAAAUUCUUCAAGGAUGGGAACUACCGGCGCGCCAUUGAAGAGUACAACAAGGCGAUUGAAAUCAACCCCAAGUCAUCCGCAUAUCUGUCCAACCGUGCGGCGGCCUACAUGUCUGCGAGAGAGUACUUGAGCGCAUUGGAAGACAUUGAACGCGCCCAUGAACUCGAUCCCUCCAACACAAAGAUCCCCGACGCGACGGCGACUGACCGAGCCCCCGCCGAGAAGAUGCAACGAUUUGUUAAGCAAGCCGAAGAGACGCUGGCGGAGGAUCGUGGCGGGUCCAUGGCCAUUUUCUGCUUGGACCAGGCGCGCCAAGGGUUGGGUCAAGGUGUGAAGGAGCCUCGUAAAUGGACCCUUCUGAGCGCCGAAGCCCAGUUGAAGAUGAACAAUAGCAACUCCUUGGGCAAGGCCCAGGACCUGGCCAUCAACCUGCUCCGUGAAAACAGCCAGGAUCCGGAUGCGCUGAUGAUCCGCGCCCGCGCCUUCUAUGCCUCAGGUGAAACUGAUCAGGCACUGAAGCUGCUGAAGAUGUGUCUCGGGCUGGACCCGGACAUGAAGCAGGCAAUCAAGCUGUUGCGUAUCGUGCAGAAGCUCAGCCGCACCAAAGAAGAGGGUAACGCUGCCUUCAAGGCAAAAGACUAUCAGCGUGCAAUUGAUCUCUAUGGCCAGGCUCUCGAGGUCGACCCCACCAACAAAGACAUGAACGCCAAGAUCCUGCAGAACCGGGCGCAAGCCUACAUCAACCUCAAGGAGUACGACUCGGCCAUUGCGGACUGCACCGAGGCCUUGCGUCUCGACCCGGGAUACGUCAAGGCCAUGAAGAUGCGUGCCAAGGCUUACGGCGGUGCCGAGCGGUGGGAGGAUGCGGUGCGCGAAUACAAGAGCGUGGCGGAGAGCAACCCUGGUGAGAAGGGUAUUCAAGAGGAGAUCCGUCGCGCCGAGUUUGAGCUCAAGAAGAGCCAGCGCAAGGACUACUACAAGAUUCUGGGGGUCAGCAAGGAUGCAUCCGACUCGGAGAUCAAGAAGGCCUAUCGCAAGAUGGCCAUUCAAUACCACCCGGACAAGAACCCGGACAAGGAGCACGGCGAUGAGAAGUUCAAGGAGAUUGGCGAGGCUUACGAAACCUUGAGCGACCCUCAAAAGCGUGCCGCAUACGACAACGGCGACGAUCUUAUCGACCCGGCUGAUAUGUUCGGCGGUGGCGGCUUCGGCGGCAUGGGUGGUAUGUGCGGUAUGGGUGGAAUGGGCGGCAUGGGUGGAAUGAACGGCACUCAUAUCAACAUUGAUCCCAACAUUCUGUUCAACAUGAUGAACGGCGGAGGUGGUGGCUUCUCUUCUGCUGGUGGCAAUCCAUUUGGAGGUCAAGCCCGCGGCGGUGCAGGCGGGUUCCCCGGUGGAUUCCCCUUCUAG
Molecule: messenger RNA, 1968 nt
Organism: Penicillium oxalicum
Lineage: Eukaryota; Fungi; Ascomycota; Eurotiomycetes; Eurotiales; Aspergillaceae
Product: DnaJ and TPR domain protein
Exons: 4
Coding region: 1-1968 (655 amino acids)
Molecular function (GO): protein binding
Source: RefSeq, a predicted model, not a curated record